Messenger RNA from Raphanus sativus (radish), 1249 nucleotides. RefSeq lists its product as uncharacterized. Gene Ontology annotation, cellular component: nucleus. The transcript has 3 exons. Gene Ontology annotation, biological process: regulation of DNA-templated transcription. The coding region runs from base 131 to 1114 and encodes 327 amino acids. Lineage: Eukaryota; Viridiplantae; Streptophyta; Magnoliopsida; Brassicales; Brassicaceae. The record is from RefSeq and is a predicted model, not a curated record. Gene Ontology annotation, molecular function: transcription coregulator activity; RNA binding.
GAAAUUAGACUAAAGCUGAGAGACGAAAAGAUAAAUUAACAAUAGUUUCCAGCUUCUAUCGCACACUCGCGCUUAGGGUUUUGUUUUUUUCUUUUGGGUUUUGAAACGGGGCCUUGAGAAUCGGAGAGAAAUGGGGUCAAAGGAAAGAGAUGAGACGAGGCAGCAUCACCCGCCUCACAUCAGCAGUGUCGUCGUGCGUCCAUCCGGUAGCUACGACGGAGAAGGUGACCGCCCCGACGCCGCCGGAGAGGACUCUCGUGCUGACCGGCCACGCUCGGAUCGUCAUAAGGGUGAGAAUGGACAUAGAACUCGAGCAAGUUCUAGCUCACCACCACCCCGUCGUCCAUUUGAAGAUCACCACCGACAUGGCUCGGAUCUUAACCAUUCAGGUGCUCGUGGUGGCCGAGAUUUCAGCAGUAGAAGGGAAUCAUCUGGGAGAUACAGUGACUAUUCACCACCCCAUGCUAGAAUUAGUCGUCGUUUUGAUGGACCUGAACCUGCUUCUUUUAAAAGCGAUGGCAUGGGCAGGAACAACAACAAUUACUCAAAAGUGCAGCCAAGAGAAGGAGAUUGGUACUGUCUAGAUCCCUUAUGCAGAAACUUGAAUUUUGCGAGGCGAGUUUGCUGCUUCAAGUGCAAGAGGCGUCGCUAUGCACCUCCCAAUACUCCUCCACCGCCUCCUCCUCCUCCCAUGAAUCUCUCCCCAAGAAGAGACUUUUAUGGCUACAGGUCUCCUCCACGUGGCUACCCUAGAGACUACCUGCCACCAAGGCUUGACCAUCAAACAUGGAGAGACAGAGACAGAGAAGCAGACCGUCUGCGUUACUCAAACCUCGACUAUCCUCCUCCUAACAGAAGAUUAGCAUCUGACUGGGCCCCGGAACAACCUCACUAUGAGAGACGUCCACCUCUCAGUCCACCUCGUGGUGGCGGAUGGGGACGACAUUCAAGAGAGAGGAGCAGAUCGCCGCCAUCGAGAUACAAACCUCCACCGCCAAUGAGAGGCCCUCCACCACCGCUAAGAGAUUACCGCCGUGAUAGUUACUUUGAGAGAGGAGGGAGAGACGAUCAGCGUGGUGGUAGCGACAGAGACAGGAUGAGAAACGCUUACUGAUAUACAGAACAGUGCAUGUCUUGGGAAAACAUGGUUUAGACAGUCGAAACAUUUUCCCUGAAAAUCAAAGGGACCUUUGUAUUACACCUUAGAUUCUUUUGUUCUAAAUUCGAAUGUUUAGCGAAUUUUUGUCCU